AAGUUCACAGUCAUGGAGAUUCAAUGUGGAGACGACACGCGACACCAUGCGGUCGAUCAGCCUGCGCUUGCACAUCCUAGCUGUUAUCGCACUUACAGCCAUCCUGUUUGUUUGUACUUCAGGACACCAUAUAUCAUUUGACGGACCAAGCUUAACAAGUGAUGAUGAAUUUGAAUUGACAAGGGCAAGACGCCAGAUUGAGUCAUUUGAUGCUGAAGACUACCCAACAACAGCAAAUGAAGAACAACAAGAUGAAGCUGGUUUCUGGGAUCGAGUUGUACGAGUAGCACUCAAACUUUUCAGCCGAUUUAUAGAAUGGUUAAAUUCAUAAAUUUUGUGGGACAUGUUAUUUUUCCUCCAAGCCACUUACAUAGUAUUAUCUGUGUGUAAAUAGAAAUCUUAACUGUGUACCAUAAAUAAAAUGAGGUGUAAUAAAACUAAAUAAAAAAUAUAAAAUAUUCUGAAAAUGUAUUUGUUGCAGAAACAUGGCCAUAUUAAAAUUAAAAUAAAGGUAGGUUAUAUAAUCAAAAUGGAAAAAUAUUAUUGUUUCUGGUAGUAGACAAGUAAUCUUCUGAAAUAUUCAAUGGGUUAUAAUUUUUUUGGCAAGCCAAAUGUAGCAAUGUCGAAAGUUCAUUGCUUGCUGCUAUACGAGGAAAAUUCUUUACUUCUUGGUCUGUUAUGGUCAUAUUUUCUAUAAUGUGCCUUAGAAUUGGAUUGCGAAUGAAUGCUUUACUUAACAAUGCUGUUUCAAGAACACAUUUAUUUAUAAGAAGUAACUGGUAUUUAUCUGCUGGAAGUGGUUUUCCUUCCACAGCAUUAGCAAGUAGUAAGUAAGCUUUCCGAUAGUCCACACCAUCAGUACAUGCUGCAGGAGGAAUGUCACUACAGUCUGCAAUGAUUCGCAAUGCUACAGCUAUUUCAGUCUGGAGCUCUUCGAACGUAAAAG
Molecule: messenger RNA, 946 nt
Organism: Pectinophora gossypiella (pink bollworm)
Lineage: Eukaryota; Metazoa; Arthropoda; Insecta; Lepidoptera; Gelechiidae
Exons: 3
Coding region: 47-331 (94 amino acids)
Source: RefSeq, a predicted model, not a curated record